AUGGCUGACCACGACACGAACCUGCGCCGUUCCAAGCGUUUACGCACCGAAAAGGCCACUCUCAAAGCCUCUCCAGCUCCAAAGAAAUCCGACCAACCUCCAAAGAGCGUCGGUCUCCCCGCCGCUGCCGGCUUCCAGAGUGACAAUCCCUACUGCAGACCUCCAUAUAAACCCAUCGAAGCUCCAGAAGGUUUUGAUGUCGCCGUCGCUGCUGGCUCCAUGACCGCCAGGCCUUACCGGUCUCAACUCAAAGAUCUCUCUAGCUCUUUUCAAACCGACCUCCUGGCCUUCGCGGCCACGCGUGAUCCCCUUAUUGCCUCCCUCGUAGGAAGGGAAUUUUCCGCCCACAAAAAGCAGGAAAUAGAUCGCGUCGCUACAACAGUCGAAUUUAAACGUACCCCAGAAGCAAAGGAAGCGCAUUCCAUGCCUCCAGACACCAAGUCCUCUCCAGUUCCAAAGGAAUCCGUCCAAACUCUUAGGUUACCCGUCGCACCUCUAGAAGACGUCGACCUCCCCGCCGUUACCGGUCCUCAUACGGCCGAUCAUUACGUAAACAAACUCGAGAGCCUUUCUAACCCUUUUCGACUCAACCUCCUCGCCUACGCCGCCGUCCGUUAUCUCCACAUCGGCUCCAUGGUAGAAGACAAAUACGCUUCCGAGAGCGAACGCCUAAAUGCCAGUGCUGGCUCUUUUAAACCCUACCUCCAACGGGCUUAUCAUCUUCUCAACGAGCGAUACGCACAUCUUCCCAGCUCCCUGCAGGUUGACCUGGCGCACGCCGUUUACUCGGAGAUUGACUCGAUAGUCAGCAAGAUUGUUGGCGAGGUCACUCGCUCGAGCUCGUUCGAGAUGAAGAAGAGCGCGUUGGAGGCGAUGAGGCAGAUACUGCAUAUUUUUUGCAAGGUCCCCGAGACGCUGAGGAGAGAGCUGAAGACGGUUUUGAAGAUGUUUACGCCGAUUGAGAUGGAAAAGCUGGGUGGACAAUGGGACACGACCAGGAAUUGUUUUGGGGGAUUUGGAGGUUGA
This is a messenger RNA of Sordaria macrospora k-hell, 1026 nucleotides long. RefSeq lists its product as uncharacterized. The record is from RefSeq and is a predicted model, not a curated record. Lineage: Eukaryota; Fungi; Ascomycota; Sordariomycetes; Sordariales; Sordariaceae.